AUGGAGCGCGCAAGGAGGCUUGCUUACAGAGGAAUCGUGAGACGUCUCGUUACCGACGCCAAACGACACCGUAACGGCGAAACCACCCCUCAUGUCCCGUCGGUUCUUCCUCACGCUCCGGCGAGGUAUAUCUCUUCUCUUUCCCCUUUUCUCCCGAGCCGUCGAUCCGUCAAUCCGGCGGCAUUCGGGAAUCUAGGGAGGCACCAGCAGCAGACGCGUUCGAUCUCCGUCGAGGCUGUUAAACCCGGCGAUACUUUCCCGCGUCGCCACAACUCGGCAACCCCAGAUGAGCAAACCCAUAUGGCCAAGUUCUGUGGUUUCGAUCACAUCGACUCCCUUAUCGACGCUACGGUGCCCAAAUCCAUCCGAUUAGAUUCGAUGAAUGUUGAUUCUUCAGGAAAGCCAGCUCUGCGUAUGGCGAUGCAGACUAGAGAACAGCAUAUUAGGAGGGACAAAGCCACUAGCAACAUCUGUACUGCUCAAGCGUUGCUUGCAAACAUGGCUGCCAUGUAUGCUGUUUACCAUGGACCUGCAGGUCUAAAAGCUAUUGCUCAACGCGUCAAUGGUCUUGCUGGCAUAUUUUCCUUAGGGUUGAAGAAGCUCGGGGUUGCAGAAGUCCAAGAUCUUCCCUACUUUGACACUGUAAAAGUUAAGUGCUCGGAUGCACAUGCAGUUGCUGAUGCAGCUGCCAAGAGCGAAAUUAAUCUGCGCGUUGUGGACUCCAACACUAUCACUGCUUCUUUUGACGAAACAACCACCUUGGAUGAUGUCGAUAAACUUUUCAAAGUUUUUGCUUCUGGCCAGCCGGUUCAAUUCACAGCUGAAUCUCUGGCACCCGAGGUUCAAAAUUCCAUUCCUUCUAGCCUAACAAGAGAGAGCCCUUAUCUUACCCACCCAAUCUUCAACAUGUACCACACAGAGCAUGAGUUGCUCAGGUACAUCCACAAAUUACAGUCUAAGGAUCUCUCACUGUGCCACAGCAUGAUUCCAUUGGGAUCUUGUACGAUGAAGUUAAAUGCAACAACUGAAAUGAUGCCAGUCACAUGGCCAAGUUUCACUGACAUUCACCCUUUUGCUCCUGUUGAACAAGCACAAGGUUAUCAGGAAAUGUUCAACAAUUUGGGUGAUCUCUUGUGUACAAUCACUGGGUUUGACUCUUUCUCAUUGCAACCAAAUGCUGGUGCUGCUGGUGAGUAUGCCGGGCUCAUGGUUAUCCGCGCAUAUCACAUGUCAAGAGGAGAUCAUCACAGAAAUGUGUGCAUCAUACCUGUCUCUGCACAUGGGACAAACCCUGCAAGCGCUGCUAUGUGCGGGAUGAAAAUUAUCACGGUUGGAACUGAUGCUAAGGGAAAUAUCAACAUCGAGGAGGUGAGAAAAGCUGCUGAAGCCAACAAAGACAACUUAGCCGCCCUCAUGGUUACAUACCCUUCAACUCAUGGAGUCUAUGAAGAGGGUAUUGACGAGAUUUGCAACAUAAUACACGAAAAUGGGGGUCAGGUGUACAUGGAUGGUGCCAACAUGAAUGCACAGGUUGGUUUGACGAGCCCCGGUUUCAUUGGAGCGGAUGUGUGCCAUCUCAAUCUCCACAAGACCUUCUGUAUUCCUCAUGGAGGUGGUGGGCCUGGAAUGGGUCCCAUUGGUGUGAAGCAACAUUUAGCACCUUUUCUUCCUUCUCACCCUGUGAUACCCACUGGAGGUAUCCCGCAACCCGAGAAGGCAGUACCGCUGGGUGCUAUUUCCGCUGCACCGUGGGGAUCUGCGCUUAUCUUGCCGAUAUCAUACACUUACAUUGCCAUGAUGGGAUCUGGUGGACUCACUGAUGCCUCAAAGAUUGCAAUUUUGAAUGCCAAUUACAUGGCAAAGCGUUUAGAGAAGCACUACCCAGUUCUAUUCCGUGGUGUUAACGGAACGGUAGCACACGAAUUCAUCAUAGACUUAAGAGGCUUCAAGGCGGAGUUAGACAGGUUCUGCGAUGCUCUCAUUUCGAUCAGGGAAGAAAUUGCACAGAUUGAGAAAGGAAAUGCAGAUGUCCAGAACAACGUUCUCAAGGGAGCUCCACAUCCUCCAUCGUUGCUAAUGGCAGACACAUGGAAGAAGCCGUAUUCCCGAGAGUACGCUGCUUUCCCUGCCUCGUGGCUCCGCUCCUCCAAGUUCUGGCCAACCACAGGGCGUGUGGACAAUGUGUAUGGAGACAGGAAGCUGGUGUGCACUCUCCUCCCAGACGAAGAACAAGUCGCAGCUGCAGUAUCAGCUUGA
Thlaspi arvense is the source of this 2256-nucleotide messenger RNA. The record is from the annotation of a GenBank genome assembly. NCBI's taxonomy places the organism in Eukaryota, Viridiplantae, Streptophyta, Magnoliopsida, Brassicales, Brassicaceae.